AUGGCGUUUACGAUGCAUUCCCACUCGGGCCAAUUCUGCCCCGGACACGCCGUUGACCAGCUCGAGGACAUUGUCCGCCAUGCCGUCUCCGUGGGCUUCAAGACCAUGGGCCUGACCGAGCACAUGCCUCGGUACGAGGAGCGCGAUCUCUAUCCCGAAGAGAGAGACGACCCCCAGAAGAGCCUCGACGCCCUCCCCCCCCGGCAUGAAGCCUACCUCGCCGAGGCCCAGCGCCUACAGGCCAAAUACGCCUCCUCGAUCCACAUCCUCAUUGGCUUCGAGGCCGAGUUCAUCCGGCCCGACUUUGCCCCCCGCGUCCGCGCCCUCGCCGCCCCGUCCUGCGUUGACUACUUCAUCGGCUCCGUCCACCACGUCCACGGCCUCCCCAUCGACUACGACGCGCCCACCUACGCCGCCGCCGUCGCCGCCGCCGGUGGCUCCGAGGAGCGCCUCUUCGAGAACUACUAUGACCUGCAGCACGACAUGUUGCUGGCACUUGAGCCCCGCGUCGUCGGCCACUUUGACCUUGUUCGCCUCUUGAGCCAGAGGCCUGGUAGAGACGUGAGGCAGUGGGAGGGCGUGUGGGCCAAGGUCAAGCGCAAUCUCGAGCUUGUCGCCCGUCAAGGCGGCUGGCUCGAGUGCAACACAGCAGCGCUCAGAAAGGGCCUCGACGAGCCGUACCCGUGCCGCGCCAUUGCCGACGAAUGGCUCAAACUGGGCGGCAGGUUCACACUGUCCGACGACAGCCACGGCAUCGCCCACAUCGCGACCAACUACGCCCGCGGCAUCGCCUACCUCGAGAGCCUGGGCGUCGAGCACGUCUGGACCUUUCGGCGCUGCCCGCCCCCGGAAGUCGAAAGCUCGACGACAGCGGCGACCCUGGAGGAGACGGCAGUGUCCCUUGGAGAGUUCAGGAAACACUUCAACUAA
This is a messenger RNA of Hirsutella rhossiliensis, 930 nucleotides long. RefSeq names its product PHP domain-containing protein. Gene Ontology annotation, cellular component: cytoplasm. Lineage: Eukaryota; Fungi; Ascomycota; Sordariomycetes; Hypocreales; Ophiocordycipitaceae. The coding region runs from base 1 to 930 and encodes 309 amino acids. Gene Ontology annotation, biological process: L-histidine biosynthetic process. Gene Ontology annotation, molecular function: histidinol-phosphatase activity. The record is from RefSeq and is a predicted model, not a curated record. The transcript is spliced from 3 exons.